CAUGGGCUGGAAGGACAUUCUGCGUCCUAUACGAGAUGGUUUGCGAGACAAUUUGCCGUCCAAAAAGCCCCACCAGAAUCCCGAGAACGAGAAUCGACGCCGUGAAGAUACCCUUAGAGGCUUUACCUACUUUGACUCGUUCUGCGACAUCGAUGGCUGGCGACCUGAGCAAGCAUAUUCCUUUCAAAGAGCAAACACUCCUCUGCUUUCAAGGCCAACUUUCAAAUCUGACCAAGGCCAAGCUAAAAUCACUCUCAUACAUGACUACUCUGGAAACUACCAGCAGUAUGAAGACAUUCAUGGCCCACCUGUGGACCAACCGUCGUACAGCUGUGAAUAUCUGCAAGCUAUUGACACCUUUGUAUACUUCUCUCAUAAGCUGGUGUGCAUACCNCCUCCAUCCUGGACGAAUGUUCUCCACCGUAAUGGUGUCAAAUCGCUCGGUACAUUUCUUGUAGAGCCACAGUCAAGAGAUAUAUCCAAGAUGGUGCAACGGACUUCGUCAAGGGCACAAGGGUGGAACUAUACCUUGGCAGAUCAGCUAACACGCAUUGCUAAUUACUAUGGGUUUGACGGUUGGUUGAUCAAUAUUGAGAAGACUUUUCCUAUCGCCGACUGGAGUCUCUCAAAGCUCGAGGGCUUUCUGGAGCAACUAAGAUCAUCCUUCGAUGACGGAUGUGUUAUUUGGUAUGAUUCACUCACAAGCAAUAACAGAAUCGACUACCAGAAUGCAUUGACGGGGCAGAAUGCCUUGCUCGCCAAAGCUGCCGGCUCUAUACUCACAAAUUAUGCAUGGUCACCGGAUACGGCCGCUGCCUCCAAAGCCCUUGCAUUGCAGAAUGGCAUUAAUCCUGUAAACAUUCUCUACGGCAUUGACGUCUGGGCGCAAAGUUCAGAGCGCUCUGUCCGGGAGACGUGGCCUAGAGAUAUAGGCGGUGGUACCGGCACUGGUCUAGGUGUCGCGAAACUAGCUGAGUUGGGUCUCAGUGCUGGCAUCUUUGGCCCAGCUUGGCCAUAUGAGCAUUUUACUUGCCUAUCGGAUUCCAAGGCUGUCGAGAACUCUAUGUGGACAGGAGUCGCUCUGCCAGAGACAUUACGCUGUGGCUGCUCCUCGAAAAACCGACAUUCCAUCCAAGGCUACAUGACCUAUCCAAUAUUGCGUAAUGCACAAGAGUUUCCGGCUGGUUCAGACACUUUCUUCUAUACCGACUUUAGCCAAGCGUUCGAAGCAACCACCAAUUCAGAUCAAGUUGCCGACAAGAGCGAAGUACGUGCGAGCCUUGCCUCGCAGUCUAUAUUGCCUCGACCAAGUAUACAUCCCAACGUUCAGCAAGAUAUCUACAGUCAGAUUGAGUCGUGCCCUUCCAGAUUGUCUUUGUAUAUGCCUACCUUGGGCAAGACUGCAUCCGCACAAAGAGCAUUGAGGCUCUUCAAACUCAGCAUGCCGGCCACUCUGGUUGUUGCAAUCAUGUCUAUCUGCGUCCGUCGCAGAAGCAAGGCUGGCAGAAAGUGCACGAUAUCCGACGCGACACUAACCGAAGUAGAUGCGACCAUGUCAUGUCUCUCUUGGAAGUUUGAUGAUGAAGUGUGGAAUGCUAGGCGCGAAGACGACGGACUUCCUUACAGUGAUGUUACAGGGCCUUUUAGCUUCUUUGUGAUCGAGGUUGAUGGGCAGGAAGUGAGAAGAGCAUAUGCGUUGGACUACCUGCUGCGAGAGGUCGGUGACGAGUUAGCAAUCCGAAUCACAGGUAUGGGGUUCGAUGGCGAGGUGCUUUGCGUAUACACGAGCAGUUUGCGGAAGCGACAACGGCAGGGGUCAACAGAGAGCUGGCAGUUGGUG
Molecule: messenger RNA, 1840 nt
Organism: Aureobasidium uvarum
Lineage: Eukaryota; Fungi; Ascomycota; Dothideomycetes; Dothideales; Saccotheciaceae
Source: the annotation of a GenBank genome assembly